This is a messenger RNA of Cotesia glomerata, 4843 nucleotides long. RefSeq names its product tudor domain-containing protein 7A (gene tapas). The transcript is spliced from 5 exons. Gene Ontology annotation, biological process: spermatogenesis. The coding region runs from base 668 to 4159 and encodes 1163 amino acids. NCBI's taxonomy places the organism in Eukaryota, Metazoa, Arthropoda, Insecta, Hymenoptera, Braconidae. The record is from RefSeq and is a predicted model, not a curated record.
UGACAUCAACAUCAACAUAAAACAUCCAUACAUAAAACAUCGAUGUGUUUUACUUUCGUUGAGGAAUUUUCGAGCGCAACACACAACGGGAUUCGUGUCAGCGUCAGCCGUCAACCGGAAUCGGAAUUUAAUGCGAUGUGCUGAUGAUAACGACAGCGAGUGAGGGCACCACUUACCACGCGUAGACCGUGUAAUGUUUUUCUGGUGGAUUAACGUGUGACAGGUCAUGCUUGUCAACCGAGUUGUCUGAUUGGUCAUUGGUCAUUGACUUGCUAUAUACCUGACUUGUUUAGAAGCUCAACAGACUGCAGCUAUUUAUUUGUCGCUCACCACACUCAAGGAGCACGAGAGAGUUCUUGCACAGAUACACACUCCGUUGGUUGAGUUGGCUGUGUGUGUCACCGUACCAAGUUGCUUUUGGUAGUAGUGACUAGUGAUUCCAAUCCAGUCCAGUCCUGCCCAGUCGACGGUCUGGUUGUGGAUUAUUUCCCGUAACCCGUAACUUGUUUCUAUUGAUAAAAACCCAUUGAUAUCAGUGGUGCUUGACUUUCUCUGCUGAUAAAUUUUUUAUCAUUUUAUUGCCGGAGGUGGCAAAUAGCCCGGCUAUUCCUUCGAGAUAACUCGAAGAAAAAAAAACUUCUCCACGUAAUUGCUAAAAUCAAUCACGAUGGAAGAAAUCGGCAAGACAUUAAAAUCGAUGCUGCUGGCGUACAAGGGAGGAGUAGCAGUCGAAAACAUAAACCGGGACUACAAGGACAUGUUCGAGGAGUACAUUCCCUUCAGAAAAUACGGUUACGCGAACAUCCUCGAAUUUCUAAAAGACGUGCCAACAAUAAGAUUAGUAUCCAGAAACGGUGCGAUCUACGCUCAAGCGCUAGUUGAUGAGAAGAACAAGCACCUGGCGGACUUGAUCUCCAGACAGAAGACCCCUAAGUCGAAGCCAACGUCAUCGAGACGUCCCACAAACACUUACUCAGGCAACUACAACAGGUCCUCAUCAACAGGCAGGUAUUCUUCCAACCCGCGAUCGAAUUUCUCCGCGAGAUACGGACGCAGUCAGUCUCUGCACCGACCAACCGACCAACCGACCACCAGAAAUUGGUCCUCAAACUCUUCUUCGAGACCCGAGACUACCAGAGCGCAAAAUUUCGGUAGCAACGGCAGCCAGAAGAAGCCAGAUGACAGAUUUUACAUGCCAAAGUCCCAGAAUGGGUUCCAACAAUCAUCUUCGAUGUCCCGAGCCGAGAAACCCGAAGCUGACCGAGUUCCAGCGCGCGCCAACAAUGGCUUCCAGAAUCUGUCUUCCUCAACAUCUCCGCCGAUGAACCACCGGGUCAGCAACCUGCACAAUAUUUCAAUGGGAAGAAACAGCCAAGCUCAAAACAUGUCAGGAUCUUCCUUCUCCGUAACUCGACAAAAUUCCUCAGGAAACAUUCCACCAUUGAUACCUCCGACUGAUCGCAAGUCUCCAGUGUCUCCAACUAACACUUCUUUCAAGCAAAAGCCAUUGUCUCCUAAUUACACCAGUAAAACAAACGAGACUUUCAAUGACUCUGGACUGAAGCCUCAAUUAAAACCUCUGAGCGAGCGUCUGAAGAACCCACUGGCUUUUUCUCCUCCCAUUGUCGAGCCCAAGCAGGCUGAGACACCUUCUAACGCCGACAAGCGGGUAACAUUCGCGCCUUCCGUUGAAAUAAAACCCAAUGUUAGUCCAGUUGUCAGACAACUGCCUCUGACUCCACCACUGACUCCCAGAACCUUCAACGACCCUCGGGAAGAGCUGACCGACCUGGCUUUCCAGAUGAACCUCCCGCCUCCAGAGUACGUGUGCACUGACAGCGGCAAGCGCAGCCCCAAGACUAUCUACAGCCAAAUAACAAUUGGGAGCAUGAAGUUCAGCAGCUACCCAGCGGACGCUAAGACUAAAAAUGACGCUGAGAUAAUCGCCGCUGAGCAAGCUCUUGCUGACUUGAGAGUCAAGUACCAGUCGCAAGUCCAGUUGCCAAUCACUCUCGACAAAACAGUGAUAAAAGACCGAGUGAUUGACAUUGUCAUAAACGACAACCACACCAGUGGAAUAUUCAAGCACAAGCUUCCUCAGUACUACCAGGAGAAGUACAAAGAAACUCUGCCGCUGGACUGGGACGAUGUCCUCGCGAGUUGCUUCUCUAAAAUAACUUGUGAGAAAGUUCUGAAUGACGGGAUAAUCCUGCUGCCUUACAACCCGGCGACUGACGACAUAGACCAGCCGCCUAUGCCGGAGCUGGUGCUGCCUCAAGAAGAGCUCUGGCCGGUUUACAUCACGAGCUUGAUCAGCACCGAGGAGGUCUACGGGAUUAUUCUUGAUGAUGACUACUGUCUCCGCAGAGACUCGAUGACUGACAAGAUAGAGGUGUUCUACAGCAAGGUCCAGCCGAAGCCUGCUUCGGUUAAAGUCAAGAGGUACUAUGCCGUUAAGAAAGACGACACUUGGCAGCGGGUUUACGUUGAUUUCAUUGACACCGAGAGCGAGAGCGCGGAUGUUUUUUUUAUAGACACCGGAGAUGUUGAUACAGUCAGCUUGAAUGACUUGUGUACUCUAGAUAGGAGUUUCUACGAACUGGCUCCCCAGGCUGUGAGAUUCAGCAUUGCGGGGUAUGAUGAGCUAUCCAGUUACAAUGUCAUUAACAAGAUUGGCGUUGAGUUACUAACAAACUUAUCUUGUUAUGUGCAAGUUAUGAGCCGGGAGAAGAAUGACUUGGGCGUGCUGAUAAACGGAGUGUUUUAUGACACCAGCACUGAUGAAGAUAUCAAUGUCAAUGAUUUGAUUCUUGAGAAAUUGAUUAAAACUGUGAGCAGUCCGAAAUUAACCAGCGAGGGCGAGGUUCUUGAGGUUUAUUUAUCGCACGUUGAUGAGGACACUGGUGGGGUUUUUAUCCAGAUAAAUAAUGACUCGUUUGAGGUAUUGAGUGCCUUGAUUGAGAAGCUCACUGCGGAAAUUAAUGAUGAAGUUCUCAAGAGAGCUGCGGUUAAGUGGAGCUGGGUAACCAGAGAUGUUGCUUACUUGGUUCGCUUGCCAGAAGGACCGAUGGCGAGGGUCAAAGUCAUCCAGCAACCCCAAGGAGAUCGGCUCAAUGUUCUGCUGGUUGACAUUGGCAAGACGAUGGUCGUCAGCGCUUCGCAGCUCAUCAGGAUCCAAAUGAUCCCGCCGGCUCAUGAUAAUAAUCUUAAAUUGCUUGCUACGGCGGUGGAAAAGUAUCCGGUUCAGACUUGUGGGAUUCAGUUGCACAACACGAGGACCAGCGUGCUGAGUGACAAGAAAAUUUUGAAGCCUCUGAGGGAAAUGGCGCCGCCUAAAGUUAAAUUGUUCUGCAAGGUCAUCAAGGAAGCUAAGGACUCGUUGGCUGUUGUCGAGUUGUUUAAACGCGGAGGAAAGGACAAGGAUUAUUCUUUGAUUUCUAUUAACAAUACUCUUGCGCUUCAGUUGAUCAGUGCGGAAGACGAGGACAAGAAUAAUAAUUUAAAGCCCAAGUCGAGAAUUUUUGAUAGGAAAAAUUCGAGGACUAAUUUAUCUCCAAAAGGCCUCGAGAUUAUGAGCAAGCCGGAGAUUCCUAAUAUUGGAGAAUUUUUUGAUGUACAUGUUACUCAGACUGUCACGGGUCCUAAUCAUUUUGUUGUCCAGCCGUAUCAUGGAACUGAGCCUUUGACUAUUCUUGAGGAAGAGCUUCAGGCUUAUUGUGAGGGGAGUAAAAGUUUUGUCAAGAAUGAAGAUUUUGGUACUGUUGAUAGCCUCUGCGCUGCUAAGGUUGAUAAUAAAUGGCAACGCGCUAUGGUAGCGGGAAUUUUUGAUGCAAGGUCUACUAUCGUUUAUUUGUGCGACUCUGGGGUUAUGCGCAACUUGGACAAUAGUGAGUUGAAGCCGCUGGCAGAUGAAUUUUUGACGAUUCCUUAUCAAGGAAUUAAAGCUAAGCUAUAUGGCCAUGAACAAUUAAACUCAAAACCGGAGCUGGACAGUAAAUUUAAAGAACUCGUUGGAGAAAAAGAUUUUGUGUCAAUAAUUAGAAGAAUUGAACCAGACACAGUUAGUCCAACAAAACAAAUCGUCUCUUUGGAACUUAUCGACACGUCUGGCAGUGAAGACAAGAACAUUCUCUCAGAAUUAAUGAAACUUGAUAUUUAAGCUUUGGUACAACGUAACAAGAUUAUUAUUUUUUUUCUUAUUUAUUACCCUUAAUAUUAUUGCAUUAUUCAAAACCUUUUUUAUAUAAAUUAACAAACGUUUAUUUAUCGAGAUUAAAUAACUUCCAUGAUAUUAAAUAUUAAUAGUAAUAACAAUAUUUAUAAAGCUUCCAAGCAAUUAAAAUAUCCGGCCUACGAUUAUGUGCCGUAUUUAAUAAAACUUUAAGCAAUAUGAGGGUCUGGUUAAACCCCUGGCUGUGUUUAUUGAUGCUAUUAUUAUUAUUAUUUUUAAUAAUAUAAUUAUUUUUUGUUAUCGCUCAGUUAUUUUUUUGGGUCCAAUUUUUUACGGGCGUUGAUAUAUUUAAAGAAUUAUAUAUUUUAUUCUUCAUUUAUCUUGUUAUUAAAAGACAAAGUUUAAGUAUUUAACAAUGAGAAAGUUAUUUAAUAAUUAAUAGCGUACUGUGUACGUUCUUGAUAAUGAAGAAUACAGUAUUAUUAGACAAUAUUAAUAAGAAAAGAAAUACUUGCUGUAAAGAUUAUUAAAUCUCAGCAUAAAAUCGCUUAAGCGAUUAUAUUGAUAAUAAUAUUUAAUGUUUUUAUGUAAGACUCUUGAAAUGUAUUUUUUUAAUAGUUAUAUUUCAAUGUAAGAAAGCAAGUAAUAAAAAUCGUUCAUAUAAUUAUAAAU